Messenger RNA from Amaranthus tricolor (Joseph's coat), 2589 nucleotides. Its product is annotated as phosphopantothenoylcysteine decarboxylase subunit VHS3-like. The coding region runs from base 136 to 720 and encodes 194 amino acids. The transcript is spliced from 2 exons. The record is from RefSeq and is a predicted model, not a curated record. NCBI's taxonomy places the organism in Eukaryota, Viridiplantae, Streptophyta, Magnoliopsida, Caryophyllales, Amaranthaceae.
CCUGAUGUUGACCGUUGGAAGAGAAAAUACAAGGAACAUCCGUCAUCUAUCUAUUUCUGAUGAUGUAUGUCUAAAUAGCUUGUCAAAUUGCUCAAUCCGAACAUCACGUACUUUUCUCCAGUUGAAACAGAAAACAUGGAUGAUUUAAAGCUUGUUAAGAGAGGCGAGCCAAAGGACUUGAAAGCUCUUGUCAACCACAAAGGUAAAACAAGUCUGAAAUGUUUGUCGAACACAUCGAAUAUUACUGAAGAAUGUGACAUAAGUAAAGAUGAAAAUUUGCAUAUAGAAUUUCUUGAAAAUGAUACAAAUCGCCAUCUAGUGGCGGAUGUUCAUGAGAUGAUGCUAGAGCAUGUCUAUAAUAUUGAUGAUCUUAAGAGCAUUGAUAUUGAUGGAUAUGAAGCAAUCAACUUGCCGAGUUGGGCAUCUCCGGUGGCAAAUUAUUUUCCAAAGCUCAAGCGUAUAGAACUUCAGAAUUGUAAUGCUUUGGUACAUAUCAGCUCAUUGAGUCAACUAUAUCAUCUCAAAUUUCUCAAGCUAAGGAAGAUGGAAAAUGUAGAGUACAUGGAGAAGGAUGCACCUUCUUCAUUAAUGCCAUUCUUCCCAUCUCUUGAGAAUUUGGAGCUAGAAUAUGAACAAGUUAAAGGGGUGGUGGAAAGAUUUGACAUGGAAGGAGGAGGAAACCGGGGGUGGGUCUUUGGUGUAUGGAAAUGCUCGCUUUGAUCAGGGUGUGUCCCUCCCAUCAUUUCCUGUUCUGAGUGAUUUGUGUGUUGGAUUCUGCGAAAGCAUGACAUACUUUCCUCCAUGUCCACAUAUGAAAAACUUGAGGCUAGACAAUGUCAUGAAGACUUGAAAUUUUGUACGAAGGGAGGGAUACUACCAAGUGAAGUCGCGGGCUCGUCUUAUGUUGUCUCCAAAUCAUAUCCCAUCACAGAGACCCUUUUUCGUUUGGAGGAAUCGAGUACGUGGAGCAAUGCUAAAGUUUUCAAUUCUCUAUUUUGAUUGUUUGUGCAAGGCGCGAUUGUCAUCAAAAUAAAUUUUUUGAAGGCGAAGAGUAUAGAAAAAUUAAGGGGGGGAUUUCAAAGAUGCGCCUUAUCCCUUCAAGACCUUCAAAUUAGCUAUUGCUAUGAAUUGAAGAGUCUAAGACUAGGUGGUAUGGAGCAUCUUACCAAUCUUAAAUCACUCGAAAUUCGGGAUUGCACAAUGCUGGAUUUGAAAGAGAAGGAAGGAUGCCAUGGAAAUGCCUUCACUCGUUGUCUUCCUUGAAGUUAUGGGGCCUUCCGAAAUUGUCGAAUCUGCCAAUAGGGUUUCAAUACUUGAGAAACCUUGAAUCCCUUGGUGUUUCGUAUUGCAAAAAGUUGAAAGCCCUUCCAGAAUGGCUUGAUUCAUUAACAUCACUGCGACGUAUUCGCAUUGAGCGUUGCCCCAAACUGAAAUUAUUUCCAGAAGCAAUGCACGAGCUCACCUCCCUCACCGAGCUUCAAUUAAUAUGGCCCAGUUAUGACAUCAAGGAAAGAUGUCGGAAUCCAGAUGGGGGAUGACUGGUCUAAAAUACAACACAUACCUCAUUUUCUUAUGAAGUACUCUGAUAAUUUUGAUGAUCAAGACAAUGCUGAUGAUUGUGAUGAUUCUGAUGCUGAAUACAAUGAAGAUGAAGAUGAAGAUGAUGAUGAUGAUGAUGAUGAUGAUGAUGAUGAUGAUAAUGAUAAUGAUGAAGAAGAAGAUGAAGAUCACGAUGACGAAGACGACUACUUUGAUGAUGAUGGUAAACACUUUGAUCCCUCUUGUCUGUUUAUACACACUAUGAUUCUACAUUUAGAGCCACGCUGUUUUAUUAUAUUUUACCUCAAAUUUAAAUUUAAUUCCCACUUUUGCAUGCAAAUUUACUCAUUUGUUUCUUUUUUUUUUAACGGUAAAAGCCUCGUAAUAUAUUAUAUACUCAAGCACAAUUCUCACAUUUUUCACACGAAAACCUUUAUGCUAGAAGCCUAGAAGUAUAGACACAAUAUAAGUCCUCUCAUACCAGACUUUAAAUAGUUCACUUUAUAAGAGAGGUGAAUGAGAAUUGACCUUUUAUCACUGUUGACUUCUUAUAACAAAGCAACAAAUAACUCAAUUAACUCAAAUUUUUGUAUGAAACAGUCUCAUACAUGGGUUAAUAACCCAUCUCAUAUAUAUUAUGAGAAAUUGAGAAUAAGGCUCUUUGUCAAGAGUAACUCCUCAAUCAAAAGCUAAAGCUCAUAAUUGAAGUCCUAGAGUAUAACUUAUACUCUAUUAAGUUUUGGAUUUUAGUUUGAAUUUCCUUUGGUGUUGUAGAAUUUUAAAUUUGAUCAUCUGAAGGGUGUCGGAAAGUUCACCGAAAAUAUGGAAGUACGUGUGAAUGGAGCUGUGUAAAGUUGAAGGAUGGAAGAAUGGAACUAUUGAAGCAGUUUACCUGGUAUAAACACGUUCACAAAUUUUUAUAAGAGACGGUCUCUUUGAUAGACUAUCUUUAAUUGAGUCAGUUCAUUAUAUAUUUUUUUAAAUAUUAUAAGUAGCCAUUAAGAAUGUUAUAAAUAAAUUUUUAAGGUAUUGAAAGUAAGCAUUAAAAAU